Molecule: messenger RNA, 720 nt
Organism: Aspergillus melleus
Lineage: Eukaryota; Fungi; Ascomycota; Eurotiomycetes; Eurotiales; Aspergillaceae
Exons: 2
Coding region: 1-720 (239 amino acids)
Source: RefSeq, a predicted model, not a curated record
AUGUUCCCAACUCUGCUCACAAGCCGCCCCGUGCUCGUCAUUAUCGGGUCGGGCGACAUGGGUAUUGACAUUGCGCGUCGCCUCGGAGAUAGCAGACUAGUGCUCCUUGCGGACUUCUCAAAGACACACCGUGGAAGUAUCGAAGUCAUCGUCUACACGGCUGGAGUGUCUCCGGUGAAUAACACUACUUCCCAGAUAUACAAGAUCAACCUGAUCGGAAGCGCCAAUGUGAUUGAUUCUUUCCUCAUGGUAGCUUCUCCUGGUACCAGCAUGAUCUGUAUCACAAGCAUGGCAGCUCAAAACAACACGCUGUCCUCCGCCUUGGAGCAACACCUGGCCAAAGCACCGAGAGACCAGCUUCUUCAGCACGCAGAGCUUGACUUGAGCUCGAGCGACACGAUGUCCGCGUAUGGGAUAUCGAAACGGGGCAACAUCCUCCGUGUACAGGCUGCGUGCUACGAAUGGGGCCAGAGAGGAGCCCGCAUCAAUUCGGUCAGUCCGGGCGUUAUCUUAACAGCGAUGUCGGAGCGAGCAAUGCAAGGCAAUCUACAGGAAUCUACCCUGGCGCAAAUUGAAGCAUCGGGAGCUCGUCGCCGGGGUUAUUGGGUUUUUUGCAAGUCAGGAUGCUUCAUUUAUAACGGGGACGGAUAUAUUGGUGGAUGGGGGACAGAUACCUGGACAGCGGUGGCAUGCGGAGGGAGACCAUUGAUAGAUCAGUAG